AAAAAGGAAAAGAAUUUAGUAGUAUAUGAGUGUAUUUAAUCGUGGAACAAAACCCUAAGGGUUCUUGUAAGAACCAAUCGCCGCCUGAUUGAUCUCAGCCUCCACUGCUUUCCUACUCUCUCUUUGUCUUAUAUAUAUCUCUCUUAACCACUCCUCAGUUUCCACACUGUUUUUUUUUUUUUGGUUCUCUAAAUUUGAUUUCAAUUUGUUUGGUUUUGCUGAAACCAUGAAAACAUGUUGCGGGAAAUCAAAUUUGUUUUCAGUGAUCAGAUUCCUGAGGUGGGUAAGUUUUUGAUUUUGAUUAUGCUUUGUAAAGGGUAUAUGGGUUUUGAAAAUUUUGGGGUUUGAUUAGGUUAAAAGAAAGCAAGAUUAGGAUUCUUGGAGCUGUAUAUAUAGGGUUUAGGGGGUUAUCAGUUUUUGUGUGAAAAGUUUUGAUCUUGAGGGCGUUUUAGGGUUUAGCCUUCGGUUUUAGGAAGUGGGUAUUGAUUAGUUUUGGUUAAUAGUGAGUGUUAGGCGGAGAUGAUCAACUUGAGGUUUUGAAAGAAUGUUGAGUGAAUUGGGGAGAAGACCAAUGCUUGGAGGUAACGAUGGUUCGUUUGGGGAUGAGUUGGAGAAGGAGAUAGGUAUGUUGCUACGUGAGCAACAGCGUAGUAGGCAAGAGGCUGAUGAUCGUGAGCGUGAGCUUAAUAUUUAUAGAAGUGGUUCAGCUCCUCCAACUGUGGAGGGAUCAUUGAGUGCUGUUGGUGGGUUAUUUGGUGGUGGCGGGGCUGGUGGGGGAGGCGACGGUGGUGGUGGCGGUGGUAGUGCCGUGUUUUCGGAGUUUUCUGAAAGUAAGAAUGGGAAUGGCUUUGUGUCUGAGGAGGAACUUAGGUCUGAUCCAGCUUAUCUUUCGUACUAUUACCAGAAUGUGAAUCUGAAUCCGCGGCUUCCGCCUCCUUUGCUUUCAAAGGAGGACUGGAGGUAUACGCAGAGGUUGAAAGGUGGGAGUUCGGUGUUGGGUGGGAUUGGAGAUAGGAGGAAAGUAAAUAGGGGCGAUGAUGGUGGCGGUGGCAGUGGCAGGUCGUUGUUUUCAAUGCCGCCGGGCUUCAACACGAGGAGAGGAGACAGUGAGGUUGAGUCGGACAAAGGCCGUGGUUCUGCUGAGUGGGGUGGUGAUGGACUGAUUGGUUUGCCGGGUUUAGGGCUGGGGAGCAAACAAAAGAGUCUUGCUGAAAUCUUUCAGGAUGACAUGGGGCGUUCAUCUCCUGUCACUGGGCAUCCUUCUCGUCCAGCCAGUCGUAAUGCUUUUGAUGAGAAUGUUGAGACAUUAGGAUCUGCUGAAGCUGAGCUAGCUCAUUUGCGUGGUGAACUGAAAAAUUCUGAUGCUUUGCGAUCUGGUACAAAUGGUCAGAGCUCAUCUUCUGUCCAAAAUAUGGGCCCUCCUUCUUCAUAUUCUUAUGCUGCUGUUCUAGGUGCUUCCUUGUCAAGAAGCACCACUCCAGAUCCCCAACAUGUUGCUAGGGCUCCUAGCCCUUGCCUUACUCCUAUUGGAGGAGGCAGAGUUGGCACAUCGGAAAAGAAAGUCAUCGCUAGUCCAAACUCAUUUAAUGGUGUCUCAUCUGGCAUUAAUGAGUCUGCAGAUCUGGUAGCUGCUUUAUCUGGCAUGAACUUGUCAACAAAUGGUGUGCUGGAUGAUGAAAAUCAUCUGCCAUCACAGCUUGAACAGGAAGUAGAGAGUCAACAAAAUUAUCUAUUUGGUCUGCAAGGGAGUCAGAAUCAUAUUAAGCAACAUUCUUACCUUAAAAAGUCAGAAUCUGGGCAUUUGCAUAUGCCUUCUGUUCCUCAAUCUGCUAAAGUAUCUUACUCUGAUUUGGGAAAGAACAAUGGGGGUGGGUCAGACCUGAAAAUCCCCUCCUCAGAUAGGCAGGCUGAAAUGCAAAAAUCUGCUCUUCCUUCUAGCAAUUCGUACCUAAAAGGAUCUACUAAUGGUGGAGGUGGAUUGGCUGCUUCAUAUCAGCAUGUCGAUGGUACAAAUUCGUCAUUUAUUAACUAUGGUUAUUCUGUAAAUCCAUCACUGGCGUCCAUGAUGGCUAACCAACUUGGAACUGGUAAUCUUCCACCCUUGUAUGAAAAUGUUGCUGCGGCUUCUGCCAUGGCAGCCCCUGGGAUGGACUCAAGAGUUCUUGGAGGAGGUUUGCCCUCUGGAGCUGCUGCAUCUGAAGUACAUAAUCUUGGUAGAAUGGGUAACCAAAUGACAGGGAAUGCUGUUCAAGCGCCAUUUGUUGAUCCUAUGUAUCAGUACUUGAGGACAUCUGAUUAUGCUGCACAGCUUGCUGCUCUUAAUGACCCAUCUAUGGAUAGGAACUACUUAGGUAACUCAUACAUGAAUUUACUCGAGCUGCAGAAAGCUUAUAUUGGGGCUAUUCUAUCCCCUCAGAAGUCUCAGUACAGUGUUCCAUUGGGAAGUAAAUCUGGUGUCUCUAAUCAUCAUGGUUAUUAUGGAAAUCCUGCAUUCGGUGUUGGCAUGUCUUAUCCUGGAAGUCCUAUGGCAGGUUCUGUUAUGCCAAACUCUCCAGUUGGGCCUGGAAGUCCUAUGCGUCUUCCUACUGGCAUGAGGAACUUAGCUGGGGGCAUCAUGGGACCUUGGCACCUGGAUCCAGCUAACAUCGAUGAAAGCUUUGCAUCCUCACUUUUAGAAGAGUUUAAGAGCAAUAAAACUAAGUGUUUUGAACUUUCUGAAAUUGCUGGUCAUGUUGUUGAAUUCAGUGCGGAUCAGUAUGGGAGCCGAUUUAUUCAACAGAAACUUGAAACAGCCACAACAGAAGAAAAAAACAUGGUUUAUCAGGAAAUCAUGCCCCAAGCUCUUGCUUUAAUGACUGAUGUGUUUGGUAAUUAUGUUGUUCAGAAGUUUUUUGAGCAUGGACUUCCAUCCCAGAGAAGAGAAUUGGCCAACAAGCUUUUCAGCCAUGUACUUACACUGAGCCUUCAAAUGUAUGGUUGUCGAGUGAUCCAGAAGGCUAUUGAAGUUGUUGAUCUGGAUCAGAAGAUCACAAUGGUCCAAGAGCUUGAAGGUCAUGUCAUGCGCUGUGUACGUGAUCAGAAUGGGAACCAUGUCAUCCAGAAAUGUAUUGAAUGUGUUCCUGAAGAUGCUAUACACUUUAUUGUCUCAACAUUUUUUGAUCAAGUUGUCACCCUCUCCACCCAUCCAUAUGGUUGUCGGGUUAUACAGAGAGUACUAGAGCACUGCAACGACCCAAAAACGCAGAGUAAAGUUAUGGAUGAAAUUUUAGGUGCAGUUAGCAUGUUGGCACAAGAUCAGUAUGGCAAUUAUGUUGUUCAGCAUGUGCUGGAGCAUGGAAAGCCUCAUGAGCGUUCUGCUAUUAUUAAAGAAUUAGCUGGAAAGAUAGUUCAAAUGAGUCAGCAGAAGUUUGCCUCCAAUGUUGUGGAGAAGUGUUUGACUUUUGGUGGUCCUUCUGAACGCCUGUUACUAGUGAAUGAGAUGCUUGGCUCUACCGAUGAAAAUGAGCCGCUUCAGGCAAUGAUGAAAGAUCAAUUCGCAAACUACGUUGUUCAAAAAGUUCUGGAGACUUGUGAUGACCAGCAGCGUGAGCUGAUCCUCUCACGUAUUAAAGUUCAUUUGAGUGCAUUGAAAAAAUACACUUACGGAAAGCAUAUUGUUGCACGUGUAGAGAAACUUGUUGCUGCUGGGGAAAGGAGAAUUGCAGCUCAGUCUCCACACCCUGCUUAGGCAGCGUAGGAAAAAGUUCUGUACAGCUAACUGAGGCCAGUGUGAGCUUCCUCUUUUCCUCUCUUUCACCCCCCAUGUCUAGAGAUACUACUACUCUACCUGUCUUUUGUGAUAGGUGUGGGCCGAUUGGAAAUAAAGUUGUUGCUUGUACGGCAAAACUGUACAUUAUGUAGUUUUAAGGUUUAUAUACAUAAAAUCAAGCAAGCCGAGGCUCAGAUGUUGAAUGCACCUGAUCCCCCUGCAGAGGAGACAAAAUGACUAUACAAGUUUUUUAAGGGUGUAAAAAUUAUUGAAUGGUGAGGUAGAUUUUAAGUUAACGCGACUGUACAAAUGUUGCCAUGUGGAGAGCUGUUUAUGUUUAGGUUGAGGCCAGGGAUAUUUUUGAUGUAUGGUUAUUGACGUUUUUUCUUUGAUUAUAAGCACAAUUUUCUCAUGCAA
Messenger RNA from Quercus robur (English oak), 4165 nucleotides. Its product is annotated as pumilio homolog 2. Gene Ontology annotation, cellular component: cytoplasm. Gene Ontology annotation, biological process: post-transcriptional regulation of gene expression. The record is from RefSeq and is a predicted model, not a curated record. NCBI's taxonomy places the organism in Eukaryota, Viridiplantae, Streptophyta, Magnoliopsida, Fagales, Fagaceae. Gene Ontology annotation, molecular function: mRNA binding. The transcript has 9 exons. The coding region runs from base 545 to 3727 and encodes 1060 amino acids.